AUGCCUUCGAAUAUAGAAAAGAACGCUUCUGGACUGACAACCCCGCCAGAAAACUCCGGCAUUGUUGAUACAGAACCAGAGUCAGUUCAUGUUGCGGCGAGACAUAAAUGCAAGAAGACGGAAGAGUCGGUGGAUAGUACUUCCCCACGAGGGAGCCGUAAGGGCGGUUCUUCCGUUGGAGUAUCUCCUCGAAAUGCAAAGAGAAGUUCACGCGGUCACCAGGGAAGGUCCUUUCGGGGGCACCCGGCAAAGUCCAGGUCCCACAACGUGACUGGCUCACGGUUUCAACAUCGCGGCAGCCCAGCUUCUGGAGGCAGGGCUUCACAGGAGCGGCAGAGACAGCAGCCAAAAGACGAAAAGGAGACUCAAGACGGACAUCAGAAAGGGAAUAGGGAGGACCAUUCCCAAGACAAAAGUCAGCCUCCUGCCCCGGAUGCGCUGCCGCCCUCCGCAUCGUUGGAGGUCCGCAGGUCCACGUACUUCAGCAUAUGUCUCAAUGCCUCCCCUGACGAGCUAACCGUGGUGUCGUACAACUUGAACAUGGAAAAUAGCUGGGGGGUUUUCGAUGGUAACUGGAAGAGACGGGAGGCUGCCCUUCUUCGCUACUUGCUUUCUUUAGAUGAGACUCACCACCCCGAUGUACUUUUGAUUCAAGGAGCGUUUUCCAGCUCUACGCAGCGUCUUUUGCGAAGGCUCCACAGAGAAGAGCCAAUGUUUGCCUUCCAGACGAGGGUUGUUGGCGCUGACCCAGGAUGCUGCAAGACCGAGAACGAGGAGGGCUACUGCUCAUGCUACGGCGAUUGUUGGUGGUGCCUGACCAUGAAUUCGCGCAAGGCUACAAAGAAGAGCCAAGCGGAAGCAUUCGUAACAAAGAAUGGAUGGGAUUCAGUAUGCGGGAGCUUCUCACGCUUCAGGGGAAAUGGCGGGAUUUUGAUACUAUCCAAGUGGCCAAUGUUGCGUCGUCAUGCCUAUAUUUUUUCUGCAUCUGCGUACCCCCAGUCCCGAUGCAAUGCGGGGGCGGCUUUGGUUCAGGUGGAAAAGUGCGGCAAGGUAUACAACAUGCUUGCCAUGCAGUUACAGCCUGGACCAAAUAAUAAUGCUCUUCGCGUGGCGCAGGUGAAAGAGGUGAUGGCAUGGGCUAGAACUGGGAUGGAGGAUGCAGAGAAAGUGGAGUUCGCUUCAUGCGAUGUUGACGAAGCUUUCGCUUCACCGGGGGAAGGGAGUACUGGCACUGAAGGCUCCGUCGCCUCCAAUGAAUCCCCGAGCAAACCCGAAGGGUCGCCCACACAGAAGGAAGGACUGCCGGAACUCGAACUCAACAAUGCUCCUGUGACCACAGAAACAGAACUGCCUAAAGCCAAACCCCACCGUCGGCGUGCCGAGCUCCCUAAGGGUAUUUUAAAGGCCACAGAUCCCCUCAUCAUUGGAGGAAACCUGAACUUCCGUUUCACAGCGGACCGUGCUUCACUAGCUGAAGCUUUGGGGUCUGAUGGUUUCAACGCCAAUUUAGCACUAGAAGAUGCCUCGGUCGCACAGCCGAACUUCGACACGGUCAACAACGACACAUGCUACCAGAGCCAGGGAUGUCCGGAAACUCCGAAACAAGAGCUUCUGGAUUACUUGCUAAUAUACUCGGAGCACGCAGGUCGAGUUGCCCGUGGGCAAAGGACGCUUGUGGACCCUUCCCCAGCGAAGAUCCCUUAUCGCCCUAUGGUGAUGGGCUGUAUACCUCGCACAACACUGGAGGUUAGUCAUGUCAGUGACUUUUUCCCCGUGUGUGCCACAUUUGCUCACAAUUCUGAGUAA
Molecule: messenger RNA, 1806 nt
Organism: Eimeria mitis
Lineage: Eukaryota; Apicomplexa; Conoidasida; Eucoccidiorida; Eimeriidae
Product: endonuclease/exonuclease/phosphatase domain-containing protein, putative
Exons: 3
Coding region: 1-1806 (601 amino acids)
Molecular function (GO): sphingomyelin phosphodiesterase activity
Source: RefSeq, a predicted model, not a curated record